Messenger RNA from Leptosomus discolor (cuckoo roller), 912 nucleotides. The record is from RefSeq and is a predicted model, not a curated record. Lineage: Eukaryota; Metazoa; Chordata; Aves; Leptosomiformes; Leptosomidae.
AUGGGCCCAGUUUGUGGCUCCUAUAAGGAGCAGUGCCUGAAGGGCAUCCUCGCCAUCGUAGAGAUACCUCCAGCCUGGGUGUUGUCCGGGGGAUACGAAACCUUUAACUCGCAAUAUCCUGAGUGCUGCGUGGAUGGAAAGCUCAUUUCCCCAGAGAGGACCGAAGCAGAGAGAAACCUUGCCAGCCACUGUGAGAAGCAGAGUGCCAACCACAAACCCGCUUACGAUGAGGGCGGGCCAGUGGAAAUUCUGCCUUUUCUCUACCUUGGUAGUGCCUAUCACGCUUCUAAGUGCGAGUUUCUCGCCAACCUGCACAUCACGGCCCUGCUCAACGUCUCCAGGAAAAGCUCAGAGUCCUUCAAAGACCAGUAUUGCUACAAGUGGAUACCAGUGGAGGACAGCCACACGGCAGACAUCAGCUCACACUUUCAGGAAGCCAUCGACUUCAUUGACUAUGUCAGACGAACAGGGGGCAAGAUCCUGGUGCACUGUGAAGCAGGGAUUUCACGCUCUCCCACCAUCUGCAUGGCAUAUCUCAUGAAGACAAAGAAGCUCUGCCUGGAGGAAGCCUUCGACUACAUCAAGCAGCGUCGGAGCCUGAUCUCACCAAACUUUGGUUUCAUGGGCCAGUUGCUACAAUACGAGUCGGAGAUCUUGUCUUCCACUCCCAGCCCCGCCGUUGCCUCCUGCAAAAGAGAAGCUGCGUCUUUCUUUGCAGAAGAACUGACAUUAGGCAAAAACUUUGAAGGCUCAUGUUUCGGCUUUCCUACCUCAGUGUUGAGUUCUGUGCCCAUCCACUCUCCUGUCCACCAGCUGAAACUCAGCCCGAUGACGGCAUUGAACACCCUGGGGAGACUGGAGCUGGUGUGGUCCUCUGAUCCAAACUGUGACUCCAACAAGAACAUUUCAUGA